GGGCAGCGUGGUGUCCGCGUUCUGGAUUACAUCACAAAACACGGAAAGUGCGUUAUAUUCUGUAGUUUACCGGAAUUACAGCGAAUUCUAGACCGUGUACUCGGUUCCGGGGUGCAUUUGACGAUCCAACAUGGAUAACGUAUCUCUGGAAAACCUUUCCUCUUCCCAAAAGGAUGAGCUGAUGACCACAAUCAAGCAGAAAAUUGCGAUAGCCAACGCUCAGGAACUUGUGACUAAAAUGACUGAGAAAUGUUUUAAAAAGUGCGUAGGCAAACCUGGACAGGAUUUGGACAGCUCAGAACAGAAAUGCAUCGCCAUGUGCAUGGACCGGUUUAUGGACUCCUGGAAUGUCGUCUCUCGAUCGCUCAUGCAGCGCGUCCAGCAAGAACAGUACAAAGGAUAAGGCCGUGGCGGGUGGCGGAACCAGUGCUAUGAUGAAAAAGUGCGCUACGCUUAGUCUCAUUCGUCGGCGACGAUCUUGCAUUACCUUUCAGCGUUUAUUAUCGGGAACGGUGGACGACGAGAUGGUUGUUCGAGUUCAUAAACCCUCACACUAGCCAAUAAAUCAUACCAAGAGACAGGCUAUCGAAGAUGCCACGGAAAAGUA
Anopheles darlingi is the source of this 607-nucleotide messenger RNA. Its product is annotated as mitochondrial import inner membrane translocase subunit Tim13-like. Lineage: Eukaryota; Metazoa; Arthropoda; Insecta; Diptera; Culicidae. Bases 131 to 403 code for a protein of 90 amino acids. The transcript is spliced from 3 exons. The record is from RefSeq and is a predicted model, not a curated record.